CUCUCGCAGAGAGCAGGCCUGACUGGCACAGACCGGAGACAGACGCUCAGCGCUGCCUUCCGACCUCAUCCUGUGUCGCGGGGAUCUAUAGGCGCAGAUCCUGCAGCCGUCGCUGGAUCACCGGGCCCCUUCAGCUCAGUGAAGGACUUCUGGAGGUCCCUGGACCCGCAUUGGAAAACAGAAACCAGCAAGAGACUUGGUGAAGUCAGACCCUGAGGGCUGGUCCUUGCCUCUGUCUUGCACUCCCUCCUGUCCGUUGGCGUUGGCAGUUUCGUCAUGGCGUCCUCCUUGAUCAGCCGUCAGCUUGCUCUCUCCCUACAGAAGAACUUGUGGCUCGGUGCUCCAGGUUGCAGAUACGUCAGCAAAGCAGCACCGAAGACCCAGGUAGAGUUUGACUACGAUGGACCCUCCAUGAAAACUUCAGUUCCUGGGCCACGAUCACAAGAGCUGACAAAACAACUGGGAGAAAUCCAGAAUGUUGGUGCGAUCAACUUCUUCUGUAACUAUGAGGAGAGCAGGGGGAACUACCUGGUGGAUGUGGACGGCAACCGCAUGCUGGAUCUCUACACUCAGAUCUCCUCCAUCCCAAUCGGCUACAACCACCCUGCUCUCCUCAAGCUGAUGACCAACCCCAACAAUCUGAGCACAUUUGUGAACCGACCUGCGCUGGGAAUCCUGCCGCCGGAGAACUUUCCAGACAAACUCACUGAAAGUCUUCUCUCAGUGGCUCCCAGUGGAAUGAGUCGGGUUCAGACCAUGGCCUGUGGCUCCUGCUCCAAUGAGAAUGCCUUCAAAGCCAUGUUUAUCUGGUACAGGAACAAGGAGCGAGGCCACAACAUUCCAUCUGAUGAAGACCUCAGCACCUGCAUGAUAAACCAGGCCCCGGGUUGUCCAGACCUCAGUGUUUUAUCUUUUAUGGGAGGUUUCCAUGGAAGAACCAUGGGUUGCUUGGCAACAACACACUCAAAAGCAAUCCACAAGUUGGAUGUGCCAUCAUUUGAUUGGCCCAUCGCCCCAUUCCCCAGACUGCAGUACCCUCUGGAGGAGUUUACCAGAGAGAAUGCACAGGAAGAGGCUCGCUGUCUGGAGGAGGUGGAGGAUCUGAUUGUGAAGUGGAGGCAGAAGGGGAAGCCUGUGGCAGGGAUUGUAAUUGAACCCAUCCAGGCUGAAGGUGGAGAUAACCACGCCUCUCCAAACUUCUUCAGAAGCCUCCGCAACAUCGCACGCAAGCAUGGCUGUGCUUUCCACGUGGAUGAAGUCCAGACUGGUGGGGGGACCACAGGAAAGUUUUGGGCCCAUGAGCACUGGGGCAUGGAUGAUCCUGCAGACGUUGUCUCCUUCAGCAAGAAGCUUCUGACUGGUGGCUACUACCACAAGGAUGAAUUACAGGCUGAUAAGGCAUACCGUAUCUUUAACACAUGGAUGGGUGACCCGUCCAAGAACCUGUUCCUAGCUGAGGUUAUCAAUGUGAUUCGCAGAGAAAGUCUCCUGGAGGAGGUGACCCGUUCUGGGAAAACCUUGCUAAAUGGUCUUUAUGAGCUACAGGCUCAAUACCCCGGCAUACUGAGCCGCGCUCGAGGGCAGGGGACCUUCUGUGCCGUUGAUAUCUGUGAUGACGCAACACGCAACAGCCUCUUGCUCAAGGCCAGAGACAAAGGUGUCCUCCUGGGAGGGUGUGGGGACCGAUCGAUCCGUUUCCGUCCAGCUCUGGUUUUCAAGGAGUACCACGCUCACAUCUUCCUCAACGUCUUCAGCGACGUGUUGGCCCAGCACAAAUAAAUCCUGACCCUGAAGGAACCUGACUGACACUACAUGAGCCUGAGUUCAUACCAGAAGGGAAGGAGGGAAACUGCAGACAAGCCCAUGACAUGAUAAGCACAAUCCACUCGAUAGCUCACUCAGAGAUCCCACACAACCUCUGCUUCAAAAUCCAGGGCCAGGUUCAGAUUAUAACGGUAAAGACUGGCCCGGUCUUCAUCUCCUUAGCCAGAAAUGAUAAAACGGUGAUGUCCUCUUACCUGUGCUGCCAUAAAACCACUCAGAACAGGUUUACCAGAGGGUACUGUCGCGGUAGCUGAGAAUCUCACACAAUCUUCAUGUUUCUGUAAAACUCAUCUAUUGAAAUGACUUCAAAUACCAGAACCUUUCACAUCUGGAUCCUUGUACUCUGGAUGAAGUCCUGGCAGAUUUUGCUUGUGUUUACUGACAAUAUAGUUUUUCCCUACCAACGUCUUAAUGUAUAACAUUCUAAAGAGGCUAGUUUGGCUGUUUUAGCUAAGAAUGAUGUCCAUCUUCUACACUGGGACAUCACACAACACGCAUUUCCCAAAAUGUAGCAGUUUGAUGUUCAGACUAACUGUUGUCAUUUUGUUAUUUCCUUUAAACAAUCAGUGGUGGGUCGCGUCCGGGCCGACAUCGUUUUCAGUUGGAGAGCCGUUGAUGCUUCUCACAUCCGUUGAAGACGUGUUGAUUUAAAAGGCAUUUGUUUUGGAAGUCGACGACCUGUUAAGCUCUGUUCAUCUCAUCCACAGUUGUCUCCUUUUUUUGUGGCAAUUGUUCUGGUUCUGGCACAGAGAGAUGACGUCCCCUUUCUUAGUCUGGCCUACAAAGCUCUUGAACAGUUUGGAUGGGGUUUUUUUUUUUUUUUUUCCCAAUGUGGAAGGAGCUGUCAAUGUGCACAACACCAGACCUUGUUGAAUCAUUAAAUAAAUCUGAGAUGUCUGAGGUUCAGUGGUCUAGAACCAGGCUAAAAAAAAAAUGUGGGUCUGUUCCUUUUACAGUUAGCGCAGACUUAGAUAAAUGUAAAUAAGACUUCAAAAAUCCCAAAUCCCUAAUUUAACAGCUCAGAACAAAGUCUUACGUACAGCGUUAUUUAGUUCUUAUGUGCCGGCUUUAUCCCACCACCUGACUCACAGUCGCAGAGGUGAUCACAGGUCGACUGUGUGUUUGUUUAAAGAAGGCAGAUUUCAAACUGGCCCCACAGCUCUGUGUCAGUGAUGACUUUAUGUAGGAACACACCUUACAGCUAAAGAUACCAGCCUGCAUGUCAUUUAAUGCUGCCCAUUAGAAAUGUCCUUGUAAUGAUUCUGACUGUUGUGUUGCUCUUAAUAGGAAUGACUUUUCAGCUUGAAAUGUUGUAGCCCAGAAAAAUGUGAAUCUUAAACGGACCAUGAAAAUGUCAUAGAUUAUUUAGUGCCUGCAUGUUAGUUAAAUGUGCUUCUUUUCUUUUUUUCUUUUUUUUUUUUUUUCCUUUGCUGCUGGCUCAGAUGAGAGCAGCCAUCAAAAAUUUGCACAAUGCAACUUUUCAUGGUCAAGUCUCACUUGAUGAUGAUUUCCAACACCUCUCCACACAUCUACGACAGAACAGAUACAUAGUCUCAUAAUCAGUAGUGUUUUUUUAAUAACUAACAAGUUGCCGAUCAGGUUUGGUCCUCGACCCCUGGGACUGUCUCAUGCACUGCUCUUUACACUACACUUUGAAAACACUUACAGAAAAAGCACAGAUCUCACCUCUGUGUUGCUUGUCGAGGUGAGUUUUUUGCCGCCCCCCCACAUUCCACAUUCAAAAACUUUGAGAAGCGACAUAAAGGUGACCUUUAUGUUUCAUCCUAAGUGUUUUCAUACAGUAUUUUUCACUUCGAUAAGAGAAAAGAGGUGAAGACUAACUGGUUGGUUUGGCAAAUGCAUGUCUGGUUGACUCCAAAUCAGCAUGCAGCCCCAACACCCUGAGCUUUCCUGUGGGAACCUUCUAGGAAUGUCUCCCACACAGUGGGAGAGGCAGACCGAGACUCACCUAACUGUGGCUACGUUGCUGAGCUUGAACUUUUAAGCACAGGUCCGUCAAACAGGCGCAGUCUGUAAAAACAUUAGAUCACAGGUAAUACAGUCUUAAACAACCUUAAACAACAGCACAAAUUCUAUCAGUACCUGCUAUUUAAAUUUUGUAAAUCUGCUCAUGCUGAUGUUCUGCUGGUGGCGUAGAACUCGUCAGACGUUCAUCGGUGUCUGUGAAUGUUUCAUGGAGCUUUUAGGCAAGUGUUAGGAAUGUGCAGA
Toxotes jaculatrix (banded archerfish) is the source of this 4053-nucleotide messenger RNA. RefSeq names its product 4-aminobutyrate aminotransferase (gene abat). The record is from RefSeq and is a predicted model, not a curated record. Gene Ontology annotation, cellular component: mitochondrion. The coding region runs from base 277 to 1779 and encodes 500 amino acids. Gene Ontology annotation, biological process: GABA catabolic process. Gene Ontology annotation, molecular function: pyridoxal phosphate binding. NCBI's taxonomy places the organism in Eukaryota, Metazoa, Chordata, Actinopteri, Toxotidae. The transcript has 17 exons.